AUGAAGAUCGUCCUCCUCUUAACCUCGUCUGGUUCUCACCUCCUCGCGGCGUUGUCGCCGAACGGUCUCACGCUGCUUGCUUUCAAAUCCUCCCUCUGGUGAUCCCUCCGCCAGCCUCGCCGGCUGGGAAGAGGGCGAUGGGGAUCCCUGCCGGUGGCCUGGAGUCUCCUACAACAAUGUCGCCGGCUUCGCCUACUCUCGCGUCGUCGUCCUCACCAUCUCCGCCAAGAAUCAAUGCGAGUUCCUCGGGUUUUCCUAUUUAACUGCCGUAAAUUCCUCAUCUUAUUCUCCCACACAGCUCAUAAGAUUGUCUCUUCGUUAUUCGUUUUUGUUAGUUCUGUGACCUUGCUGUUCUUUUAUUUCUGAAGACGAAUUCCUUGUGAUUGUGGGUUUAGGAUGGUAGAAGCUGCUGUUCAGUUUUCUCCCACAAAACCACCUGCCGCAGUGGGCGGGGGAAGCAAAGGAGCAGAAUACAGCUUCUAUUGCUACUACCGUGAAGGUGAGUUCAUCUUCACGCAUUAGAAAGAUAUUUAAUACGGCCGAUAGAGAGGUUCAGCCCUAGAUUUGUAAAUGAAAGGAAGCCAUCAUCUAGUAUAACAGAAAGAUUUAGAAGCGAAAAAUAGAGGCACAAUUUUUUAUUCAAAAGAAGAAUCUGAACUGUCUGUCGUUCCUGAGAAAAAUGUGGUUAAUGAAAUUGAAGAAAGCAAGGACAAAUUCUGGAAUGUAUCAUCUUCCUCUUAAAUUGGUCCACUUUCUUCUAAAACAUCGUCCCUGAAUUUAUUUAUAAUCUAUCUUUUGUUUCCUUCCCUGGCAUUGUCAUAGUUUGCCCCCCUUGGGACAGUUCUUGGUCUGUCUAUUGGCAUUAACUUGGGUCUCUGUGCCAUUAGAAACAUCCAGCUUAUAGAAUGAACCGUGCAGAUCAAAUUCUGGAUGUAUAGCAUGACACAUUUCUCUUCGGAUACUAUUAUCAUCGUCAGUUGCUCUGUUUUAUAAUGUACAUGGAUGGCAAAAGUCCACACAGCCUAACUUUAUAGAACUUGUGCCAAUUUUGAUUGCAUGGUAGUCCAUCGUAAAACCUUUUAAAAAUGAUAACUUUUCUAUUCAAGAAGUUGCCAAGCCUGAAGAAGUUGUUCCUAAACGGCUCGCUGAUCCCAGAUUGGCAUACCGAAGUUGCUAAGCCUGAAGAAGUUGCUCUAAAACGUCUCGCUGAUCCCAGAUUGGCUAUGGACAACAUCCAGCUCUUCUUCCCUUGAAAACUUAUCCUUGAUAGUGAAAGUGAGGAGGCCAGAACAAUCAAGUCCUGGCGGCGACCAGUGGCCCCUCAAUCUCCCUGAACUCGUACUUAUACGACACUGGUCUGGGUCAAGACUCGACUGCAGCGCUCUAGAUCCAUACCUGUAUCUAGGUCGCAGAUCCUACAAAGGGAACGAGAUGAUCUGCUCCCGCGGCGGGUUCCCGCAACUGGAGUCCCUCUUACUCAGCUUCACUAAACGAGUUAGAGAGGUGGGUAGCUGAGGCUGGGGGCCAUGCCCCGCCUGAGGAGAUUGACGAUCAAGAACUGCAGAAACUUGGCAAUGAUUCCGAAGGGUUUCAACACAUGGCUGCUUUGAAGGAACUCGCUUUGAUGUUUAUGUCCCAUGAACUCUGUUCUAGAACUCAAAAAGGAGAGAAAGGACUGGCCCAAAAUCCAACACAUACCUUCAAUCACCAGCUGACUCUAAUUGAAGUCAACAGAAAUUUGCAUGUUUAUUAUUUAGAGGGAAGAUUGUCCUUUGUCAUCAUUUAAUACUCCCCAAUAUCAUGCAUUGCAUACUUGCUAUAUUUUACUCCAUCAGAAAGGAAAUUUUCAUAAGAUUACUGAGAGAAACAACUCGAUAUCAUGCACCUAAUUAGGACCGAAGAAAUAUCCAUCUUUGCUAUUUUAUUCUUCAUAAAAUCAGGUCUCUUAGUGUUCGUAUCCACUUUUUGUGGGGGGGCCUCCACGUCCCACCACAAAAGAAGAAAAGAAAAAAAUAAAAUCUAACUCUCUGCCUAGAAUGUUUGACUUUGUCAUUGAUGCUUUUGAGUAGCACAAGAGCCUCGAAAACCUCCACCCCAGUGCUGUACUGCACCUGCUGCCCAACUUCUGCAUGAUGUCUCUCUACUGCACAUGCCAGAUAAUGGUGCCAUUCUAUAGAAUUUCUUCCGAAUGGCUGAAGAGGUUGGCUUGCGAUCAACGGUGACAAGGAAAAGGAAGCCAAUAAAUCCAUGGUUUUCAUUCCUUGACACUUGCUUCUGAAUUGGAUCGUCCAAUCUCAACAUGUUCUACCAAGUGGAUGUGGGUCAGCAGAUUUCACUAGUUAAAUGUUGAAUGUGUAAGGAGGAAAACGAGUUUUUGUUCCCUCAUGUCUCGCGCAAUGUAUCAUAAUUGUGGCAUUUGGGAAUGAGAUAAUCUAUUAUUGUCAGAGAAUGAUGCACGUAUAAGAGCUAAUUCCAUGAUUGCUAGUUGAUUAGGGCUAGGUUGGUUCUAUAUUCAUCUGUUAUCAGAACCUCAGAUCUUGAUCUUUUCGUCAUGUACACUGCGUUUCUAAUGUUUGUAUGACAUAACAUAACUAUUCGUGAUGGAGCAUGCUAAUGGAUUAUCUAACAUUGAAAAUAAUGGUUAAAUACAUGAGAAGAAAGUACUCAUUCCCAAUUAUUUUUGAGUUGUGAGGCCUGAUUUUUUCAUACUCUUAAAAUGGAGGAUUUAUAGUAUGAACGAUCCAGCAUAGUUUUUUCGCACAUUUAUUUUGGGAGUCUUACGUGUGCUACCUUUGGUCUUUGCAUUGGAUAAAUAGAAUGCAUCUUUGAUGCUUAUCAGACGAUAUCUGGCAUGUAUAGCACAUAGCCUGAUGUGCAGGCAGCAGUAAAAUAAGUGUUCUACCUUCAUAUGAAUGAUGUAAACAUGGGACAUGCAUAGAAUGCGUGUCGCUUUCGAAACCAGAAUUAUAUGCUACAACAUCAGUUAUAUAAACAUACUGUUGUUGAAUUACUCACGGUUAUACAGCGAGCUAACGAAUCGAUAUUGCUUGAUAGUGACAUUAUUAUAUAGUUCGUACUUUCGCUUUAUUCCUGAACUAGUGUUGGAAAUCAUACUAGUAAAGUUUUGAUGUCAAACUCGUGGCUCUGAAAGUCUGAGUAGCUGCCUGGAUCAGCCUAAGGUGGUCAAAUCUGAAUAGAUUUCUAGCUGUGUUUGCAUGGGGUCUAAUUUUGGUAACAUUUGAUGACGUGUAAUCCUUUUUUAGUGAUUGUUUCUUGAGACUGCUGCUAGUGACAGGUUUUUUUUUCCAUUUUGAACUUCUCAAUCUGUGAAGAAAAUCAUAGAGAUCAAUCGAUACAUGACUGGAGGCGCUGCAGAAUACCAAUUUUGGCACAGAAAUUUGGGCAUCAAAGGUACACCUACUGUUGUUAAUUACUCUUAUUAGCUUACUUUUUUGCGAGUGUUCAUUUAAUGCAUGACUAUUAUUCACGAAAAACUGAUUAUAUCAUGUUUCUAAAUUUCCUUGUGUUUUUCGUUAUGCUAUUCCUUUCAGUGUAGUCUGCAUGAACUAGCAAAGAAGCGAAGAAUUUCGGUGACAGGUGUCUCAAAGCUGUUGGACAUUAAUAUUCUGUAUCCCUACAAGCGGAUGGGACUUUCGCUAGGAACUAUGAUUGGUGGAUAGGAUGAAAUGGUAUAAUCGUUCGAGGGUGUUUCUAAUUCAUUUCACCCUCUUGCCUCUAUUUCUCACCAUUUGACCAUUUGCACCACAAGGAACAGGGCCGUGGUCCAUACUACAUUGAUGCCGAAGUAGCCAGGCUUAGAGGUGAUGGGUUUUCUGUUGGAUCAGGAUCAUCACACGCAUAUUAUUCAGUUGUAGUCAUGAUAAUUAAGGUUUUACAUAUUUUAAAUAACUGAUAUUACUCCUUGAAAUUGCUGUCAAAUAAAAGAUAAUCUUAAGCUAAUCCCUGUGAUGACAAAUGACCAUUACUUCAUUUAAGUGAGUUAGUUAACACUACACAAAAAAAUUGAUUUCAGUCUAGUUAAGUGAUACCAUGGAGAUAUAGUGGAAAUUGAAAAUUAUAUAUUUAAAACUAAAAGUCACUCUCAUGUCAAGAAAUUAUAUUGUUUAUCUUGCGCCUGCUCUUACUAGAGCUGAACCAGCUGUGUAAAAAUUUCUAGCUUAAGAAUACCUAACAACAAAAUAGCCUUGCAUUGAGAGGUUUUAUGUUUUUUUCCAUCAGAAGAUGUUAUUAAAGUAUUGGCCUUCCUAAAAACAUGUACGACCCAAAUUAGUUACGUAUUAUCAGCAACAAAUAACUUGCAUUGUUUCAGCGGACUUCACCAAUUCGGUAACGAGAUCGAGACCAUAAUGGCCAAAAUCGACGAAAUCAAUCGACGACGAAGCACCUACGGAAUCCAGGACCUGGGCGGAGAGCCGGGGAGGCAGAUCGACAACACAGUGCGGGAACGAAGGCGGGUCGUUCUCCAUGCCCCAGAUCCUGACCUUGUCUGUAUGGACGAGGAGAAGAACAGAAUCCUAGAAAAUCUGUUGGACGGGAGCAGGAAGAAGCGGUCGGUGAUCUCGAUUGUGGGGAUGGGCGGCCUCGGGAAGACCACUAUUGCUAAGAGAGUCUUCAACGAAGCAAGAGCCAAGUUCGGUCACCCGGUGUGGAUCGACGUCUCCCAGCAAUACUCCGCUGUGGAUCUCCUUGGAGACAUUCUUUCGGAGGUCACGAAGCUCAACGUAAAGAAACUCGAGCAAAUGACGAGGGCCGAGUAUGAAGCGAUGCUUUACCAGACCAUGGGGGCGAAGAAAUACUUGAUCGUCAUGGAUGACGUGUGGGAUACCGACGUUUGGAGAAUGCUCAAUCCGCAUCUCCCAGACGCCCAGAACGGAAGCCGGGUGCUCAUCACCAGCCUGUCCGUAGAAGUUGCCAGAUCUGCGGAUACAUGUACCCCUCCCUACGAGCUGCGAUUUCUAACCGAGUAGAGCUGGGAGCUCCUCUCCAAGAAAGCUUUCCCGAAAAAGGAGGAUAUCGAAGCAUUUGUAAUUUUUAUUUUCAGAUCAUCAAUAAUUUUCGGACAUCAAAUAAGGAGAGGCUACCUUGGAGACUUAGUAGAAAUUGAAAAGAAAUAUUAAAAGCUUAAAGUCACUCUCUCAUGUCAAGGUUCAAUCAUCAAUAAUUGCCGACAGUCUUCAAGUAGGAGCAUUUGAUGGGGACAGCUAACCAGCUCUCUUGACGAAAUUAUUUUCUAUUGGUUUCUUGAUAUGGUCAAGAUAUGGUGGCGUUGAAAAGAAGCGUUUGACCUUGUUGACCAAUUUGUUGGCACGUGGGGUGGGUGACAAGAUGUAUCAACGAUGGCCGACUUCCCACUCACCAAUUCCUCGAGUCAAUUCAGUUUUCAGUGUCUUGGAAUUUAUUUCUUAAAUUAGUGGGUACGAGAAAUCGUGUUUUCUCACAUUUUUUGGGAUUAUCUUCUGUUUUAGCCUAAACUCACGCUUUCGUUUUAUUCCCAGUAACAAAAUAAAACAUCAAGCUAUAUUUUUUUUUCUUAUUGUUCUUCGCUCUUACAUAGUUGAGAAGCCUGAUCGGAUAAGCAUUUCCAGAUCUGCCUGAGAAGAGGCGAAAGGCGGAGAGGGAUGGCGGACGCGGCUCUCGGCUACGUCGUGCAACGGGUCGGCGACCUCCUCAUCAAUGAAGCCGUCUUCCUGUACUCGGUGAAAGAUCAGGUGGAAUGGGUCAAGGAGGAGCUCCAGGCGAUGGAGUGCUUCCUGAAGGACGCCGACUCGAAGAGCAAGGGGGAUGAAAGGGUGAAGAACUGGGUGAGGCAAGUGAGGGAAAUCGCUUAUCGGGCGGAGGACCUUGUCGAGUCCUUCGUCCUCGAUGCCGAUGGGAGACGUCGGAGGAGGAAGGGCUUCAUCCGGACCAUUUUGUGUUGCCGCCUUCCGUCCCCCAACGGCAUCAUCCUACUCCACCAAUUCGGUGACGAGAUCGAGGCCAUACGGGCCAAAAUCGAUGAAAUCAAUCGACGAAGAGGUACCUACGGAAUCCAGGACGUGGGCGGAGAGCCGGGGAGGCAGAUCGACAACACAGUGCGGGAACGAAGGCGGGUCGUUCUCCAUGCGACAUAUGCUGAUCUGGUGGGCAUGGACGAGGAGAAGAACAGAAUCGUGGAACAUCUGUCGGACAAGAGCAAGAAGAAGAGGUCGGUGAUCUCGAUUGUGGGGAUGGGCGGCCUCGGGAAGACCACUCUUGCUAAGAGAGUCUUCAACGAAGCAAAAUCCAGGUUCAGUCACUCGGUUUGGAUCGAUGUCUCCCAGCAGUAUUCCGCUGAGGAUCUCCUUGGAGAGAUUCUUCUGCAGGUCAAGAAGACCAGAGAAGGGGAACUCGAGAAAAUGACGAGGCCCAAGCGCGAGGAAAUGCUUUACCAGACCUUGCUGGCGGAUAACUACUUGAUCGUCAUGGAUGACGUGUGGGACACCGACGUUUGGAAAAUCCUCAGUCCGCAUCUCCCAGACACCGAGAACGGAAGCCGGGUGCUCAUCACCACCCGGUCCGUCGAAGUUGCCAGAUCUGCGGAUACAUCUACCCCUCCCCUUAAGCUGGGAUUUCUAACCGAGGAGGAGAGCUGGGAGCUCCUCUCCAGGAAGGCGUUCCCGAAUCAGGAGGAUAUCGGAGUAGUCUGUUCAGAACCGUUGAGGGAUGUCGGGAAACAGAUUGCGAGGAAAUGUGGGGGCCUGCCUCUGGCGCUGGUGGUGCUCGGGGGUCUGCUGUCGACGAAAGGUCCGUCACUUCGGGCGUGGAGGAGGGUCGCGGAGACACUAGUGUGGGAAACCAGCAAAGAUGGCCGAGUGUGCUUGGAUAUACUGGCGCUGAGCUACGAGGACUUGCCCCGUCGCCUAAAGUGGUGUUUCCUUUAUUUCAGUUCUCUUCCAGAGGACUUCGAGAUUGAAGUCGACAAGCUGAUUGGAUUGUGGGUCGCGGAGGGGUUCGUCGAGCAAAGAGCAGGUGAAACACUGGAAGAAACUGCAGAGGAUUACCUGGGAGAGCUCGUCCAGAGGUGCAUGGUGAUGCGAGAUGUAUCUGAGCUACGAUGCCGGAUCCACGAUGUGCUGCACGAUUUUACUGUUGCAGAGGCCAAGGAGGUGGGGUUCCUCGUCUCUCACGGGAUUGGAGACGACCGUGGGGCCUCCCAACUGGAUUCCUCCGUGCGGCGGCUUUCUCUUCAAGGGGAAAAAGCGUGGUGCUGGGACUCGCAGUCCACUCCAAGACUGCGCACCUUGCUGACGUUGGGAGCCCGUCGCAAAUUCGGUAAAAAUAGAACCUUCCCCUUUCUACAUCUGAAACUGCUCAGAGUCGUCGAUCUGGGGAGGACACGAAUCGCCAAACUGCCAGAACAGGUUGGAGACCUGAUCCAUCUUCGAUACUUGGGCUUGAAAAAUACAAAGAUAACGAGUCUUCCGUGUUCAGUGGGGAAACUUCGUCAUCUACAGUGCUUGGACGCGGAGUGGACGGAAAUCAAAACGAUGCCCCGAGGUUUCUGGAAGAUCGAGGCCCUACGCCAGGUCAUCGUUCCCUUUCCAGUGGAGCCGGAGAUGCUGGUGGCAGGCCUAAGCAACUUGCAGGUGCUCAAGAAGGUCCGGGCCGGGAGGUGGAUAGAUAGCUGCCUAGGGAGCCUUACCAGUCUCCGGGAGCUGCAAAUAAGAGGCAUCAAAGACUGUCAUCAUCCCGCGCUGUCAUCUUGGCUACUGAAGUUGCCACGCCUGAAGAAGUUGGGCUUGCGAGGCGAGUCGAUUCCAGAUUGUCUGUGGACAUCGUCCAGCUUUUCUUCCCUUCAGGUCUUAUCCCUGACUGGGGAAGUGAGGAGGCCACCACAAGAAUCAAGUUCUGGCGGCGACCAGUGGCCCCCCAAUCUUACCCAACUCACACUAGAGUACGCCAGUCUGAGUCAGGACUCGAUUGCGGCGCUCGAGAAGCUCCCUGAACUUACAUAUCUGUAUCUAGGUGCUGGAUCCUACGAAGGGAACGAGAUGAUCUGCUCCCGCGGCGGGUUCCCGAAACUGGAGUUCCUCGAACUUUUUGCACUGAAGAAGUUAGAGAGGUGGGUAAUUGAGGCCGGGGCCAUGCCCCGCCUGAGGAGCUUGUGGAUCACCUACUGCAGAAAGUUGGCGAUGCUUCCGGAAGGGUUGCAACAGAUGGCUGCAUUGAAGGAGCUCGAUUUGACUGAUAUGUCCCCUGAAAUCCGUUCGAGAGCUCAAAAGGAGGGAGAGGACUGGCCCAAAAUCCAACACAUACCUUCAAUCACCAUUACAGUCAUAUCGAGUGACGGCGAGGUCGUAUACGAGCGUAUUUCGGAUUAAGGGCAGGAUUGUCCUUCGUAUCAUGUAAUAUCUGUAAACCUGCGAUAGCAUGGGAAAACCUGCCUUCUCCAUUUGUGCUUUGGGAGCAUUGUAUGAUGUCAACGAGGAUUGAACGUGUGUUCUCCAUUUGCUUCUGAAUUCGAUCAUCCAACCUCACUAUAUCUGCCUAGUUGAUGUGGGUCAACAACUUUCACUGUCAGGAAGAAACGAGUUUUUUUCCCCUCAUAAUUCGCGUAAUCUGUCCUGAUUGUUGGAUUUCGAGAUGAAAUAACUUAUCAUUGUUAGAGAAUGAUCCAUAUACUAUAAUAAAAGCCAAUUUCAUGAUUGGCAGUCCGUUUGAGUUGGAUUUGUUGGUUAUACAUCUGUUAACAUAAACCCAGAUUUUGAUAUUUUCGCUGUGUGCACUGGGUUUCUAAUGGUUGUAUGACAUAGCUACUCGUGAGGGAGCAUGUCGAGGAAUUAUCUCACAUUAAACAUGCCCAUUCCCAAUUAUUUUUAAGUUGUGGGUUUUACACUCCAUCAACAAUUAUUUCCUUGAACUAUGUACUGCUAUGUCAAUAAAUAAUAGAUCGAUAACAUUGGAGACAAUUCUUAUUCAAGAGAAAGUCAACAGAAAGAUUCGAUUCGGAUUUCGUACAGCCGGUGCUGCUGCUGCUGCCUGCGCGUAGGGCCUCCAGCUUGCUGAAGUUAUAUUGACUAGGAAUUUCCAUCUGCCAUGGUGUUGUGGGAGGGAGCUGCUGGCCUCACUCGCAUUAGGGCCAAGGGGAGUUGUCCGAUUGCCACGUGUGGAAAAACGGCCCGGUAAGAAUCGGAUACGACACUUGGCAAACGAGUGAUCAUCCUGCUCGUCGAUAGCUCGAUGGACAAGCACGAUUCUCAACAGUACUUGAAUGAAAGAAAACUCAGGGCUGGGCCAGGGACCGAAAAUUCUCAAGGCUCUAAUCAUCGCGCGAGCAAACUGCCCACACGAGGGGAGGAUUAGGGCCUGGUUUGUGGACGUAAUUAUAAACUAGCCUAUGCAUACAUGAGGCGGAGAUGGCGGGAUGAUGACAGGCUUUGAUCCGUGAUGGUAAGGCUCCCUACGCAGCUACCUAUCCAGCUCCCGGCCUGGACCUCCUUGAACACCUGCAAGUUUCUUAAGCCUGCCUGCUCCACCUGCCGUAAGGAAGCAGUGAGCCGAAUAUGGUGGAGGCAGGCUUAAGAAACUUGUAAAUGCUUGAUGGGUACCUAGGGUCGAUGGACAGAAGGUGGGGAAGGGAGGGAAGACGAUCACCACAGAAAGGAAGAAGGAUAGAGAUAGAAAAAGAAGAUUAAACAGAAAUAGGACGUAGAUUGGGCUCCGAAGAACAUUGAGUUGGUUGGGGGCGUUCGAGUGUUGCCCCGCUCUCCCUCAGCCACAGCUGCCCUUCCUAAAGUCCUCACUUGAAGGGUUUGUUUGGUCCUUCAAGAAGGGGUGCUGGGUCCUUUGGGCCUCUUUUCAAGGCUGAUAGUAAUUAGGCCCACUGGGCCUCAACUGUGUGCUCAAGGAGGUCCGGGCCGGUGCUUAUUUCAUGUUUACCUUCAAACAUCAGUUGGUUAAAACUGAUUUCUAUUCCAUUUCUAGCCCGCCCAGUGCUUGCAAGAGAAUCUCAUCAGAAUACUACUACUUUGAUAGGCAAGUAUUGUCUCAAUCCCCCCCCCACACAGCUCAUAAGAUUGUCUCUUGCUUAUUCGUUUUUGUUAGGUUUAUUGACCUUGUUCUUCUUUUAUUUAUAAAUAAGAGUUCCUUGUUCUUUCCUCGGGAUGGUAGAAGCUGCUCUUCUGUUUUGUCGCACGAAACCAUCUGGCGCAGUUGGCGGGGGAAGCAAAGGAGCAGAAUCCAGCUUCUAUUGCUACCGUGA
This is a messenger RNA of Spirodela intermedia, 10240 nucleotides long. NCBI's taxonomy places the organism in Eukaryota, Viridiplantae, Streptophyta, Magnoliopsida, Alismatales, Araceae. The record is from the annotation of a GenBank genome assembly.